This is a messenger RNA of Dioscorea cayenensis subsp. rotundata (Guinea yam), 774 nucleotides long. Its product is annotated as peroxidase 4-like. The record is from RefSeq and is a predicted model, not a curated record. Gene Ontology annotation, biological process: response to oxidative stress. Gene Ontology annotation, molecular function: heme binding; peroxidase activity. The annotation marks the transcript as partial. Lineage: Eukaryota; Viridiplantae; Streptophyta; Magnoliopsida; Dioscoreales; Dioscoreaceae. The transcript has 4 exons.
CUGUCUUCUUUUUCUUCAAUGGCUGUUAUUGUCUCAAUGGCUUUACUUCUUCUUCUUGUUAAGAGCUCAUCAGCUCAGCUUUCCACCAAUCUCUACCCUCUUCUUGCCCUAAGUUAUUUCUCCACUGUUAAAUCUGGAGUUCAAUCAGCCAUCUCAGCGGAGAAGCGAAUGGGCGCUUCGCUUCUUCGGCUUUUCUUCCAUGAUUGUUUUGUCGAUGGUUGUGAUGGUUCCAUUCUGUUGGAUAAUACAUCAAACUUCACAGGUGAGAAGGAUGCAUUGCCUAACAAGAACUCAGUCAGAGGGUUCGAUGUCAUUGAUAAGAUAAAGAAACAAGUUGAGAAAGCUUGUCCUGGAGUUUUGGGAAGGAGAGAUUCAACAACUGCAAGUGAAUCAGCAGCAAACAACAACAUACCUCCACCAUCAUCAAGCUUGAGCAAUCUCAUCUCUAAGUUCUCUGCUCAAGGCCUCUCACCAAAGAGACAUGAUUGCCUCUCUGGAGCACAUACAUUAGGGAAAGCAAGAUGCAUUUCAUUUAGAGCUCACAUUUACAAUGAUAGUGACAUUGAUAACUCAUUUGCAAAGACAAGGAGAGCCAACUGCCCUAGCAAGUCAGGUUCAGGAGACAAUAACUUGGCACCACUUGACUUUGAAACCGACACCGAGUUUGAUAAUUACUACUACAAAAACUUGAUCAUCAAGAAGGGACUUCUUCACUCUGACCAAGAACUCUUCAAUGGUGGCUCUGCUGAUUCUCAAGUUAAAUCUUCAUGCUAA